GCCGCUCUACAAACUCCCCAGCGCCUCACUAUCUGCCCCCCCCCCCCCAACUUGUGCGUUUGUGUGUUGUUUUGUUUUUUUACAUUCACAGUCGGAUUAUCACCACACCACCACCAACAGUGCAAACUCUUGCAUAAUUAAAACGACAAAAAUUGGAUAAAAUGGACGACCCGAAUUGCUGAGCUGGAAAGGUUUUUUUUUUCCAUUUCGAAAGCUCUUCACGUUUUGGAUAUAAAUUGCGACGCAAAGUGUCAGUUUUUUUUUUUUUUUUUUGUUCGAAUAGUGAAGCCAUACAAUAUUAUCCGGCGCUGCGUUCGCACGCAACAUGUUUCGUGACUAAUUCGACCCAUCCAUCAAGGGGGAUUCUUCUCUUUAAUUACUCGCUCUGAUUUAGUGUCUUACAUCUCAUUUUUUGUUUUUUCUUUCUGUCGUUCACAUAACGGUAAGCGGUAAGCAAGCUCUUGACACCUGAUCUCACAUUUGGCUGGGCCUUUUCAUCACGCGUUUAAUUACUGGAGCAUAACAAGUGAACAAUAAAGCUUAACAAGAAAUUAAGGAGCGUAGAUGCAAAGAAAUCAACGCAGAAAAGAGCGAACUGAAUUGAAAAAAAAAAAAUAAUAAUAAUAAAUUCAAAUUAGAAAAUGAUUAUCGGGGCCAAUUUGAGAUUUGGUGGGGGUGGCGGAACAACCAACGGAACGAGAACGUUCAACUGUCCGGCAAGCAGUUCGACAGAGGCCAGCCUAUUGUAUCUCAUCGCCAUUCUGGGCGUUGUGACCAACGUGGUCGUUAUGUUGCUCAUUCUAGGACGGGCGACGCUUAGAAGAUGGUCGCAGGGUUUGAUAUUCCACCAGGCGGCGGUGGAUUGCACGAGAGCGACGAUGCUGUUACCGCUGGCCUUGAGCCAUCAUUUUUGCCGGCCCGUCGCCCAGUGUUCCAUCUUCGAGACCGUCUUCCUACUGCUGGCCACCGUGUCGGCCGUCAACCUUCUGACCACCGUUCUCAACGACACGCCGCUCAUGCCCGACGACGACGGUAUCGACAUCGACUGGCUCGUCAACUCGCCCGACACGUCCCACUGGCUUCAAGACGAUGUCGACGACGACCAGGAAAACCCCACCAAGCAUCCGGUGGCGGCCGACGGCGGAUUCAGCGCCAACGUAGGCGCCAGACUCCUGGACGCUCCGCAUUGCGUCCUCUUCGGCAUCACCAUGAUAUGGUUCGCAGCCAUCACCGUCAAUCUCGGGCCGACCUUCAUCACGGGCGCGUUGGCCAACCACGUCGAAACGACGCCGCUCCACCCGGCCUGCCCGCUCAUCCAGACGCCCUAUCGCCACUACAUCGUCAAUUUGUUGUGGGUCGUCGUCAAUUCACUCUGUCUCGUCCUCACCGUCACCCAUCUCUACCGGCUCCAUCGCGACCUCAUACGGUCACGAAAACAGGCCGUCCGCGUCACCGGAGUUGUGGCGACAGUGGCCAGCCCGGCAGUGGCGGGCAAUGCAGACGACGAUAGCAACUUUCACAAACUGCUGAGGCGGCUAGAGUGCGAGGGUUUGCAGCGCAUCCGCAUGUUCACCACCAUCUGCAUUGUUUACGCUCUAUUCUGGGGGCCGCUCUUUUUGGUCGUGGCAUUUGGAAGCCGGGCCAGCGAAGAAGGACGAGGCCUGGCCUCUGUAGGCCCGCCCAAAGACCCCGCCUCCCACCAGGUCACGCUCUACAUCUGUUUCGCUCACGCCUUCGUCAACCCGACCGUCUUCCUCCUACUGCACUCGGGUCUCAGAGAGGCGGCCUGCUCCGUCCUGGCCUGCUGUUUCGGCCGCGAAUGCCGGAGCGGACAUCAUUCGCCCGACCCUUCCAGCCACUACGGCGAUGGUAUGGCGGGAUCGUUUGACCAUCGCAGCCAUCGUUUGCAGCCGCAACGACGGCCUCCGGCCACGCUAACGGGGCUCGUUGAUUACGAUCGAAUUAUGAAUUUCAACGGAGGGCCGAGUUUCCUAUCGCCGGUGCACACGUUCUCGCCCACCUUGACCGCACCGUCUUCUUCAACAGCGGCGGAUUCUCGGCCAAUGUGAGUCGUCGGAAACGGUCAUUUGACAGUCAAGAUGAAGCGACCGUGGAAAACAACAUCAUCUUCGUUUUACGAAAUAAAAGAACAAAAAAAAAAAAAAAUGAUCUUCAAAAACAGAAUAUGUGCUGCGAGAGGCCGGCCCAAGUGUGUUCCUUUUGACUUUCUUCUUUCGAUAUUUCUUUCCCUUCAUCGUAUUUUAAGAUCUUUAUGCCAUGUACGCCAAAACGGGGAGAAAAACAGAGGGCAAACUAGGUCUUAAAAAAAAAGGCAGUGACGGUCUGACGGACCGUUUUUUUUGUUUCUCCCCCGAUGCGAGCAAAGAUCCUGGCAUGUUUGUCUUUAUUUAGUGAUACAUAGAUAUCGGAGCCAAGAGCAGUGCUAAGGGCCAAAAGCAAAUCAUCCAGAAAGCCUUUCCAAUUUGUAAAAAAAAAAAAUGAAAAAAAAAUGGGGGGUUACGAAAGAGAUUCAAUUCCUGCGCAACACAGUAGCCUCUCUAUCUCUCUCUCUCUCUCUCUUUUUCGCUAUCUCUCUCUCUCUACGUAGCUGCCUUCCUAGUCCUCACAAUUUCGUAUAACGGCUGCGCACUCAUCCGACAGUAACCAACAAAGAAAAGGAACCAUUUUGAUUCCGAGAAAAUGCAAUCUUACUUGUUCAAAGCCUCCUAAAAGUUCGGUUGUAUCCAUCGCCGAGUUGGUAUUCAGGACGUCGAGGGGAUGGCCAGUCAGCUGGGCUACCAAACGCACCAGGCUCGUUUUCCCACUAGCCCUCGGGCCAACCUAGUUAGAAUAUUUCAUUGAAACUGUUACUUCAGCUGUCAAGAUCGAUAUAAUUUCAGGAUAACUUAAAUUUAAUAAAAAAAAAAAAAACAGUUAAAAAAAAUGUAGCAUAGGCCAUGUCAACAAAUGAACCUUUCCAUUCUGUUAACACAUAAUCCAUAAUUAGAUAUGUGCUUAUUCGAGCUUUUUCGAUGUAAUUUAAACAGCCAAACCUGUUGAGAGCAUUGUGUGGGGUAUAACUUUUUAAUUACUUUUCUCUGCUGAUGAUUCCCGAAACUUGUAAAACUCAAAACUAAUAC
Messenger RNA from Daphnia carinata, 3140 nucleotides. RefSeq lists its product as uncharacterized. Gene Ontology annotation, molecular function: G protein-coupled receptor activity. Gene Ontology annotation, biological process: G protein-coupled receptor signaling pathway. Gene Ontology annotation, cellular component: photoreceptor outer segment; membrane. The transcript has 5 exons. The record is from RefSeq and is a predicted model, not a curated record. NCBI's taxonomy places the organism in Eukaryota, Metazoa, Arthropoda, Branchiopoda, Diplostraca, Daphniidae. Bases 642 to 2069 code for a protein of 475 amino acids.